Molecule: messenger RNA, 1035 nt
Organism: Bolinopsis microptera
Lineage: Eukaryota; Metazoa; Ctenophora; Tentaculata; Lobata; Bolinopsidae
Product: zinc finger protein 34-like
Exons: 1
Coding region: 73-1008 (311 amino acids)
Biological process (GO): regulation of transcription by RNA polymerase II
Molecular function (GO): RNA polymerase II transcription regulatory region sequence-specific DNA binding; DNA-binding transcription factor activity, RNA polymerase II-specific
Source: RefSeq, a predicted model, not a curated record
GCUAAAAUUUAAACUAAUUCUAGGUUUAUGACAUAAGAGUUGUGUGAAAGAAUAAAGAAAGAUACCAGCGAUAUGGACAGUACUGAUAGGGAAUCUGGUCAACAGUGUAAUCACAUCAAAACAGAGAUAAAAACAGAAAUAAAGACUGAAAUAAAAACAGAAAUAAAGACUGAAAUAAAAACUGAGAUAAAGACUGAAGAAGAAGAAUUACAAGGCAAGACAGGGGGCUUUAUCUGUCCUGGAUGUUCAGAACAUUACUUUUAUGAAGAGUAUUUCUUGGAGCACAUCAAAGAGCAACAUUGUCCGUCCCAUAAUAAUAAUAUGAUGCAACAUGAUGAAAAUGAUCAUAAUCCAGUAAUACAAGAGAGAACAUCUUACCCCACACUCAAUAAUGCUGAUCAUCCAGACAGAGCACAGCAGAUAUCUGAUAAAGAGGAAUGGUCACCUUGUGACAAUGUUCUUGGUGAGUCUCUUGAGUGUCAGAAAGCCCCAACUAAUGCAAAUGUUAAGCGAUUCAAAUGCACUGUUUGCUUUUAUGCUACCAGUAAAAAAUCAAAUCUUACCAUCCAUCAAAGGAGACAUACCGGAGAAAAACCUUAUAAAUGUUUAGAUUGUGACUAUGCUGCUACUUCGAAAUCAGAUCUAAUUAGGCAUCAAAGGAAGCAUACUGGAGAAAAACCAUACAAAUGUUUAGAUUGUGACUAUGCUGCUCCUAGGAGAUCAAAACUUACCAUGCAUCUAAGGAAACAUACCGGAGAAAAACCAUUCAAAUGUUUAGAUUGUGACUAUGCUGCUUCUGCGAAAUCAGAUCUCAUCAGGCAUCAAAGGAAACAUACCGGUAACAAACCAUUUAAAUGUUCAGAUUGUGACUCUGUUGCUGCUCAGAAAUUGCAUCUUACCAUCCACCAAAGGGGACAUACUGGUGACAAACCAUUUAAAUGCUUCGAUUGUGACUAUGCUACUGCUAGGAAAUCAGAUUUUUCCAUCCACCAAAGGAAACAUACCUGAGAAAAACCUUUUAAAUGUUUAGAUUGU